Linepithema humile (Argentine ant) is the source of this 1824-nucleotide messenger RNA. NCBI's taxonomy places the organism in Eukaryota, Metazoa, Arthropoda, Insecta, Hymenoptera, Formicidae. The record is from RefSeq and is a predicted model, not a curated record.
GCGCGAGACUUUCAACUGAGUGGAUCGCUUUGACUCGACAACGCAAUCGCGCUCAAUAUUUUUCAUUGGAUUGGAUCCUACACAGUCGCAAACAGUGAUUUAAUCAUAAACUUUAUUCACAAUACUUUAUUUAUAUUUUACUGUAUCUCAAUCCGUUGAGAAGCAAUCGAGUGUCCGAGAAACGUCUGCCAUGGAGUGCUGGACGAUAGUCUUAUCAAUAUUAGCUGGCGCACUAGCCAUUUAUUACUAUUCAUCCCGCAAAAAAUCAAACGACUUUCAACAACACGGAAUUCCACACGUGGAGAAACCAUCCUUACUGAAAAGACUUUGGAUGAUUUUUAUAUUUCCAAAAAGCUUCGCGCAAAUAAUUCAAGAAGUGUACAAUCUACAUUCCGAGGCUAAGUAUAUCGGUCUUUUUGACUUCACGAGAUUGGUUGUAGUAAUCCGUGACCUUGAAUUAAUCAAGUCUGUCGCCAUUAAAAAUUUCGACUCGUUCGAGGAUCAUCUUUUCUUCAGCAGCGAGAACCAAGAUCCGCUUUUCGGAAAGAAUCUCAUCGCACUUCGCGGCGACCAAUGGCGUGACGUCAGAGCGCUUCUCAGUCCUUCAUUUACAUCCAGCAAAAUGAAGGCAAUGUUCCAAUUGGCAUCCGAGUGCGCUAUAAAUUUUUCAGACUAUCUAAUGAACGUACCGUCGGAGAAACGUAUCAUGGAAAUGAAAGAUAUUUUCUCAAGGUACACCAAUGACGUGAUCGCCACGUGUGCUUUUGGAAUUAACAUUGAUUCGAUGAGAAAUCCGGAAAACGACUUUUACACGUACGGCAAAAAGGCGUCGAAUUUUAACACACUUGCUAUCAUAAAAAUUCUAAUAUAUCAACACGCGCCAAGACUCGCGCGCUUGUUAAAUCUCAAGAUGCUGGAUGAACACACGAAUGCAUUCUUUAUGAAUCUGGUGGCUGACUCCAUAAAAUUCAGAGACGAAAACGGCAUCACUCGCCCGGAUAUGCUCCAACUACUCAUGGACAGCAGAGACAAAAGGGAACCCGGGAAAGAACUGACUAUUGUGGACAUGACGUCACAAGCGUUUAUCUUCUUCCUCGGUGGGUUUGAUAGCAGCUCGACACUGUUGAGCUUCGCGGCCUAUGAAAUCGGCGUCAAGCCGAAAGUCCAAGAGAGGCUGCAAAACGAGAUCGAUCAAGUUCUGGAAGACACGAACGGCCAGCCAACCUACGAGGCGAUCAACGGAAUGGCAUAUCUGAACGCUGUGAUUAACGAGACUCUCAGAAUGUAUCCAGUGCAACCGAUGACAGACAGGCUGUGCGUGAAAGACUUUGAGUUGCCUGCCGCGUUGCCGGACGCAAAACCGUAUCUCGUGAAAGAAGGAACGAUACUCUGGAUCCCAUUUUACGGACUGCAGCGUGACGCCAAGUACUUUCCCGAGCCGGAUAAAUUCAAGCCCGAGAGAUUUCUCGACGAGAAUAAGAAAGAUCAAUGUAAUCUUAACGCUUAUUAUCCGUUCGGAUUAGGCCCGCGAGUAUGUAUCGGCAAUAGAUUUGCAUUAUUAGAGACUAGAAUCGUACUGUUUCAUCUUCUGGCUCGUUGCGAUUUGAAGCCCUGCGAAAAGACGCCGAUACCUCUAAAACUGAAAAAAGGUGGAUUUUCAACGCGGGCCGAAGGCGGCUGUUGGUUAAACAUUGUACCGAGAGAGAACAGAUAUUCUAACAUUACAGAUGCAAAACAACAGCACUGAGCACAAAAAAAUAAUCUAGUCGACAAUAAAAUAAUCUAAUUGUAAGGGCAAGUGCGUACUUAUAUAAAAGUAUUUGA